GCCGGUGGUACGGUGGUGUGGUAAGUGUGCUGUGGGGCAUAAUAGCGGGAAUACCAGGCGACAAGUGGGUCCUGUGUGGAUGGUUUGGCAUAUUUCUGGGUAUGGUGCACAUUAAGCACACUUGCUACAAUAUAUAAUCGCGUAGGGGCACGUUAUACGACGACCGUUUCCGAUAGCGUCAUAACUGUGCGCCGGUGUCACCGCCAUUCACUCCGCUGCCGGGAAGCGACCCAUCAGCCCCAUUCUCUGUGGAAACGACGCUUCCUGCUCAGGAUCAAACUGGGCCUAAAAAGUGAGGCAUCGGCUGUAAAAGACUCGAUGAAUUUCCUUCGACAUGUCGGAGAAGUCAGGCCAGAGUACAAAAGCAAAGGAUGGGAAAAAGUAUGCAACCCUCAGCCUCUUUAAUACAUACAAGGGAAAGUCACUAGAAACUCAGAAAACCACAGUUGCUGCUCGUCAUGGACUUCAGAGCCUGGGCAAAGUGGCUGUGUCCCGACGAAUGCCCCCCCCUGCAAAUUUGCCCAGUCUUAAAGCUGAAAAUAAAGGCAACGACCCCAAUGUGAACAUUGUGCCUAAAGAUGGCACAGGCUGGGCCUCAAAACAGGAUCCAUGUGAAGAUGAAAAACCACCAGAAGUGCCACCACCUCCACCAAAGCCAGUUGUCCCACCACCAGAAGUUCCUGCCGUUGCCAAAUCAUGGGCCAGUGCAAAGCCAGGUGUGCAAGCAGAAGGAGUAAAGGUAAACCGAUAUUUUCAGCAAGAGUUUCCCAGUCUGCAGGCAGCUGGGGAGCAAGAAAAAACAAAAGAGAAAGACGCAACAGAUGAUAAUUAUGGGCCUGGACCCAGUUUGCGUCCUCAGACUGAUGUAGCCAGCUGGCGAGAAGGUGGUGGAAGAAAUCUUGGUACCCCCUCUGAACUGGAAUCUACUGCAGCAGUUGCAGAGGAUGGUAGCACAAAUGCCUCUGGAACUGCUAUCCAGGAUCAGGGCAAGAUUGGUGAUAAACGUGAUAAUAGAUUGCUCUCAUGUGCUGCAACACAGCCACAACUGAAACUUAAUGGGCAGCAGUCUGGUGUACCUCCUACAUACAGGGGUAUGAUGCCUCCCUUUGCUGGAAAUAUGUUCCCUUCAUAUUCAAAACUACCAUUUCCUCAAGUGCAGGGUCCGACUCGUUACCCUACUCCAGCAGAAGCCAGCAGAGUUCCUAGAGGAAGACCAGCACACUCCUGGGCUGCUGAGGGCAUUGCCCGCCCCUCUAUUAUUAGUGCAAAUGAGCUGAAAGAGCUGGAUAACCUAGAUACAGAAGCAGAUGAAGGCUGGGCAGGUGCACAAAGUGAGGUUGACUAUACUGAACAGCUCAACUUCAGUGAUGAUGAUGAUCAGUCUCCCAGCCAUAAAGAGAAAACAGAAAGCUGGGAUGAACAUAUCUCCAAAAUUGAUCAAACUCAAGGGAAACAAGAGUGUGCAGUUGCUCAUAACGAACCAGAAGACUGUUCAGCCUCCACGGUUUCUCAAACAGCCCCCGCUGCUUCUGGACCUAAAGGCCUUUUUGGCAAAGCAGGUCCACCACUUGAGACCCAGGAUCGGAGACAGAUGCCUCAACCUUUGUUGUCUUUGGAGAAGAACAUUCCACCUUUGUUGCAGCCAAAAGCUGCACCACAGCAGCAUCCUUCCCAAAGCCGUACUGGUGCUGCUGGAAGACAGGCAACCUUGCCCCCUCGACCCAGUGAGGAUGAACUGUGGAAACAGAGACGACGGCAACAGGCAGAGGUUUCGGCAGCUGUCGAAAGAGCGCGCAAAAGACGCGAAGAGGAAGAGCGGCGCAUGGAAGAGCAGAGGAAAGCCGCUUGUGCAGAGAAGCUGAAACGUCUUGAUGAAAAGUUUGCAGCUUGCACAGGUGCAGGAUCCUCUGAGAAAAUCCUGAUAGACAAAGCUCCAGAGGAGAUAUCUGUUACUGAAAAGACAACUUUUGAACCCACUACAGAAGAGGAGACAAUUGCUGAAGAUGAACCUAUUAAGGAGGCAGGUCCAGAGAGAGUGGAGACGCCUGUUCAGGAAGGAAAUAAUGAAGAAGAAAUUGCACAGCCUGAAGCAGAACCUCCACAGGAAAGUGGAAGCAUUAAUGUUUUGGACGAGAGAGAGACAGAUCAAGCUGUAGAACAGCUGUUUACAAGAAAAGGGAGUGUUUCAAGUGAAAGAGAGAGUACACCACCUGCAUCACCUAUCCAGAUGAAUUCAACAGUUUCAAUCCUACAACCCCCUUCUGUUGCUACAUCUUCCACUACCCUACCGCCAUCCCCUUCACCGGGUCCAGCACCUGUUAUGACUCAUGAAAACGAGUCAGAGACUGGAGUUCAGCCGCGGCCAGCAGUCUCCUCUGGAUACUCAAAGCAGUUUCAGAAAUCUUUACCGCCAAGAUUCCAGAGACAGCAGGAGCAGAUGAAACAACAGCAAUGGCAACAGCAGCAACAAGGUGUGCUUUCACAGCCAACUCAGUCCCAGGCAUCCACAAGUCCUGUUCCCCCGCCACAGCACAGGUCUCUGUAUCAGCCUAUUGGACCACACCCUCAACAUUUGGCUUCCAUGGGUUUUGACCCCCGUUGGCUAAUGAUGCAGCCUUAUAUGGAUCCACGAAUGAUGUCUGGCCGGCCUACCAUGGACAUGCCACCAAUGCAUCCUGGAAUGAUACCAACAAAGCCCUUGAUGCGACGUGAUCAAAUUGAGGGACCAACAACUGCCUCAGAACCUUAUGAACACAUGGCUCGCCCAGUAAGAGACCAUGUCACUCUUUCUGAGCCUCGUAUGGUGUGGGGAGCAGAAUCUUACCCCCACUCUGAUACACAGCAGGUUGCUGUACCCUCUAAACCAUCAGAUGAGCCUGAAGAUUACAGGUCUGAAGCAUCUGUGGAGCAAAAUGUUCAUUCAGAACCUUACACAAUUGAACAUAGUUCAUUUGAAUCACAGCACAAAUCCGAUUUCUUCUCAAGGCCAAGAGAGCCUGAUCAUCAUUCUGCUCCAGUCCAACAUUCUGAUCCAUCACCAAUCCUUCAGUCACAAGAACAAGACACGUUAAUCUCUUCAUUUGAACAAACUGAAAAGCCAUUGGCUUCAGAAGACAAGGCUCCCAAGUCUGAGAUUCAGCCUCUAUUGACUAGAAGUCUUUCUAGUGAAUCUGCACGCACUAUAAAGCAAGAAGAAAGGAGAGUAGACCCUUUGCCUUUAAAUCCUAAAUCUACCAGUAGACCAUCUGAGCAAGUUAAAGAUGAUCGGGUAGAUGAAAAGCAAAGAAAAGAGGGAUUUCAGAAUUAUCAGGGACCUAAGCCCUUAGAGUUCUCCAAAAUAGACAAGCCAUAUAAGCCAAAAUCUGAAACCAGAUGGGGUCCUCGCCCUGGCUCUAGAAGUAGGGAGGAGGGUAGUGAUAGACCUGUAAGAAGGUCUGGACCUAUCAAGAAGCCUGUUCUGAGGGACAUGAAAGAAGAACGUGAAUUGAGGAAAGAAAAAGAAGAGGAGAAAUCUGGGCAUGAAAAAUUUGUAAAACCGGAAAAGGUUGAGAGGAAGCAACCUUCAUCUCUACCUGCUAGCAAUGCUAAUACUCCAGUUAACAAAACUGAAAAAGAUAAACAAAGCUCAGAACCAGCAACUUUUUCAAAUGUGGGGCUUACCAGUAUACUAAAUACAGACCAAACCAAGCCACCAGAAAACAUUUCAGAACCAGUUCCAAAGCCUGUAGUUCAUGCUACAGUAAAUCAACCAAGCAAGGAGGAAAAAAUAGUUAGGGUGGUCCGUAAAGAAAUCCCCUCUGAUAAACCUAAAGUAGAUUCCAAACCUCAAGGAGCACAGCCACCAUAUGCAACCGUACCAUACAGGAGGGAGCCUAUUCUUCCUCCUAGAGCUUAUAGGAAAGAAACUAGAGACAGAGAUUGGUUUCCUGAUCAAGGUUAUCGAGGAAGGGGUAGAGGUGAAUACUAUUCCAGAGGAAGAAGCUAUAGAGGGUCCUAUGGAGGAAGGGGCCGGGGAGGGAGAGGACAGGGCAGGGACUAUCCCCAUUACAGAGACAACAAACCUCGUUCUGAGCAGGCUCCAUCUGGAUCAUUAAGGCGCAGGGAUGAGAGUGAAACACGUAGUGAAAGCUCAGACUUUGAAGUAAUGCCAAAGAGACGUAGACAGAGAGGUUCUGAAACAGAUUCUGAUAGUGAAGGACGGGAGAGUGCUAGCGAUACCCCUCACUCUGACAAAGAGAGCGGCAGCAGAAGCAAAACUCGUAGAGAAGAUCGACCUGAAGUGAAAAGGGCACCUAAAUCUAUCACUGCUUUAAAAUCUGAUACAGUUGCCACUAGACCAGAUGCAAGAAUGACUGAAAGACCAUUUAGUAGAGAUGAGGAUUCCAGAACUAAACCUGGCUUCCUACCAAAAGGGGAGCCAUCCAGAAGAGGAAGAGGAGCUGGAGGAUUUAGAAGGGGAGGCAGAGAGUCUGGGAUGCGUUCCACACGUCCCCCUCCACCACGACGAACUGGCUAUAGAGACAAUCAGUGGAUUCCGAGACCACAAGAGCCUAAACAGCCUCCUAUAUCUCGUUUGGAUGAAAGUGAAAACAGGCAUCAGGAGUUUCUACCACCUGGAGAUAAAAGACCACCUGUCAAAUAUGAGAGAAAAUUUGAUUCUGUAAGAGAGAGGCCCAGAAGACAAAGGCCUGCCCGUCCUCCUAGACAGGAUAAGCCCCCAAGAUUUAGACGUUUGAAAGAACGGGAGCGAGAAGAUGUUGGCAAAUCCGUAGAAGCUACAGGGGCUUCCAGUCAAGGAGUUUCAGUUUCAAGUACUGCGCAUGAACUUCCUUCAGAUUUUUCAGGCACCAAAACUCCAGACCUUUCUAAUCAUAAUUCUUCUGACCAGGCUAAUGAGGAAUGGGAAACUGCCUCAGAAAGUAGUGACUUCAAUGAGAGAAGGGAGAGAGAUGAAAGAAAAGCAGCAACAUCUGCAAAUACUCAGUCACCUGCACCAACAAAAGCAUUGGAUGGGUUGACUCAAUCUCCUCCUAAAAGAGAGAAUGCUAAAAGAAGUUUCUCUAGUCAGAGGCCUGGUAUGGAUCGUCAGAAUCGUCGUGGCAAUCCAGGGGUUCCUAAACCUGGCAGACACUAUUCAGGACCAAGAGGUGAAAGACGAAGCAACACAUCCUUGCAUAGAGGGAAAAAGGGGCCAGUAGAUGACCAGACAUAUGUAAUGGCUACAGCAGAUCUUUCUGGUGUUGGCAGCAACGGGCAUCAUUACCACCAGUACCACCCACAUGCUGAAGAUGUUGGAAGUGCCCCUACACAACAGAAAGGAGUUAAGGAAACUGGUAAAAAGAAAGAAGAACCUAAAGCAGCAGCAAAGAAGCCGAAAGAAAAAGUUGAUGCUUUGUCACAGUUUGACCUUAACAACUAUGCAAGUGUUGUGAUUAUUGAUGAUCAUCCUGAAGUAACCACACUUGAAGACUCUCAGUCUAAUCUUAAUGAUGGCUUUACUGAAGUAGUCUCUAAGAAACAGCAGAAGCGACUGCAGGAUGAAGAACGCAGGAAGAAAGAGGAGCAAACGGUACAGGUAUGGAAUAAGAAAAGUUCUAGUGAAAAAGGAAGAGGACAAAAUUCUAAGCUUCCACCAAGGUUUGCAAAGAAACAGCAGCAGCAAGCGGCUGCUUUGCAGGCCCAAUCAACUGUAUUGGCAUCUCAACCUAGUGUAGUCCAGCCAUCUCCUGCUGCAUUAACUCCAAGUCAGCCUCAGCCAAUUGUUCAGUCCCAGCCUCCUACAAACACUCCAGCAAAUGGCACAGAAUUUCCAGGAUCUGUUAACGCUCAACAACCAAAUGCUUUGGGAACCGAACUUUGGGAAAACAAGAUAUCAGCCCCAAGUGUACUCAGUGACUUAUCCAAAAAAUUGGGCCAAAUAAAUCCUCCUCAGCCACCUUCUUCCAGUGCAUGGAAUAAACCUCUAACAGGAUUUGUUUCUUCUGGAACUCAAGAGACAUCCAAGAAUGGACAAGACAGUACUGUGGACUUGCCAAUAGAAACUAUUCAAUUUGGUGCACCAGCAUCAAGCAGCAGUGAUAAUGAAGGAACAUCUUCUCUUUCUGAGAAGGCAGUUGACUCUCUUCCAGAACCAAAAGAACAAAGGCAGAAGCAGCCUCGUGCAGGCCCCAUCAAGACACAAAAGAUUCCAGACCUUGGUGUAGUUGUCAGUAAAGAGUACAAGCCAGGACCUAUUGGUAAAGAGCGCUCUUUGAAAAACCGUAAAGUUAAGGAAGUUCAGCAACAGGUGGAGCCAGAGACACAGGAAAAGCCUUUAACUACUGUGCGGACAACUGAGCCUGUGCCAUCAAAAGAAAACAAGACUGUUACAGAAGUGCCUGCAGAUAUCGGCAGCAUGUUGUCUGUAUCAGCACCUGAAUUUGGAACAACUGCAAAGGAAUCUGUAACAGAUUACACUAGCCCUUCUACUGCUCUUCCAAACAAUUCAACACCCAGCAGCACAAAAAUGGAACCAGCAUUGGUGCCUAAUGUCCCUCUUCCCCAUACUCUUCCCAUAUCCCGGAGAGAGACCCUUCAGCAGACUUCAAGUUUGACACCUGUGUCUCCUGCUACUGUGGAUCUCACACUCAAGAUGGAGUCUGCUCGCAAAGCUUGGGAGAACUCUCCAAAUGUUGCAGAGAAAGGCUCCCCAAUAAAUUCGGCAGCACCUCCCAUCACCAGUACAUCUGCAGUGGGGCCUGCAAGCAGUGCAAAUAGUGGUGUUUCUUCUAGCAAUGGGAAUCCUGGACCUUCAGUUCAAACCAAUGUACCAUACAACUCCUUUUCAAAUGCAUCUAUGCCUCCUAUACCAGUGGCCUCUGUAAUACCAACAACCUCUCUAUCAGGAACUGGGACAUACACAACUUCCUCCCUUAGCACAAAAACUACUACAUCAUCUGACCCACCAAACAUCUGCAAGGUUAAACCACAGCAACUGCAGAGCAACAGCAACAUGGCCUCUGCUAGCCACUUCUCUCAGCUGAGUUGUAUGCCCUCACUAAUGGCGCAACAACAGAGUCCUCAGGUGUAUGUUUCCCAGUCUGCAGCUGGGCCAGCUGCACAAAUUCCUGCAUUUUAUAUGGAUGCCAGUCACCUAUUUAACACUCAACAUGCUAGACUAGCUCCACCUACUCUUACCCAGCAGCAGGGAUUUCAACCAGGACUCUCCCAGAUCCCAAUACCCAUAUUUGCCUCGCUACAAAGCCAGCAUCAGGCCCAGCUUGGUUUAGCACCUGGUCCAUCAGUGUCUCAGGCACAGGAGUUGUUCAACCAAUCUUUGCAACCUUACAGGUCACAGCAAGCUUUUCUACAGAAUAACAUGUCGCAACCUUCUCCUGUUGUCCUAUCUGGAGCUGCCUUGCAUAACUUCUCUGCUGUGCAGCACCAAGACAUGGCAAAGGCACAGUCCAGCCUGGCCUAUCAACAGACCACUAGUACACAACCAAUCCCUAUCUUGUAUGAGCACCAGCUAGGCCAAUCUGGUUUGGGUGGAUCUCAGUUAAUUGAUACACACAUUCUACAGACACGUCAGGGUAUGGGACAGCCUUCAAACAUUUAUUCUGGGCAAGUACAGCAGCCGAGUCAGACAAACUUCUACAGUACUGCCCAGUCUCCUUCUGCACUUCAGAUGACUGUACCUUUACAGGGAUCACAGCUGUCCCUGCAAAAUUAUGGCUCCACACCUGGGCAGCCUCUCAUUGCUUUAUCGCAGACCCUUCCACCAACACAAGCUCAGCACCAGAGCCUUUCUAGGACAGGCCAAUUGAGCCAGGCUUACCGAGGCCUUAUCCCUGCAGGCAGUCAGCAUGGCAUGAUUGCUGCCCCUGGAAAGAUGUCUGAUAUGGACCUGAAACAUUAUGGUAGUGGUUUAGAUCAUGUAAAGCCUGGUACACCACCUGUGGGAGGACGAAGCACCACUCCUACUUCCAGUCCCUUUCGGGCCAGUUCAACCAGUCCAAACAGCCAGUCUAGUAAAAUAAAUAGUCUGAUUUACCAAAAGCACCAGUUUACUUCUACAGCAGCCGCCAGUGUCCGCAUGGGUCAGCCCCCCUUUCACACACAGUUUCCGCCACAGAUCCUCUCUCAGCCCAAUAUCGUCCCACCAUUGGUUCGAGCUCCCCAUCCAAAUACCUUUCAACCUCAAGUUCAACGCCCACACAUGGGUCUACCAAAUCAGAUGCCACCACAAAUGCCCACGGGCCUAAUGAAUCAUCCUCGCCUUCAUCAUGUGUCGCGGGCCCCUCCUGCCCCACCUUCAGGGCUGCGAGUUACACCUGCACAUGCUGCUAUGAAAGCUGAGCAGGAUCUGAAGGCAAAACAGAGAGCAGAGGUUCUACAAUCAACACACCGCUUCUUUGAGCAGCAGCAGCAGCAUCAGCAGAGUAAACCUGUUGUUCCAAAACCUCCAAAGACCAUGCCAGGCCCCACUAAGUCUUCAGACGCCAUGACAGACCCAUCAGUGGUUACACCGGAGAAGGCAGAGGAAAAUCCAGCAUCUGCAGCCACAUUGGCUGCAGCUGCCGUGGCAACCUCAACAAAGCCCAUCCGAACUGGACCAAUUAAACCUCAAGCCAUCAAGACAGAGGAGACAAAGUCAUAGUGUUGAAUUCUGUGUGGCUAUUGUUGGGAACAUAACUCUGAGGUGUAACAAAAUAUAUAACGUUUUGUUUACUUAAAAAACAGCAGAUGUUAAAGAUAGGAGUGGAAAUAGGAGACAUUUAGUUAGCUGAUUUGUGAAUGGGGCAGUGUCUAAUUUUACUGCCGUUUCUGAGAAGUGCUAGCUCUUUUGAUGAGAUGGUUCGUGUUUUGCUCAGUUUCUGUUGCUGUUAAGAGAGUGUAGAACUUAAAUGCUGGCUUAUGUAUCCCCCUAUAAAAGGUCAGGUUACCACUUAAAUUCAUACAUUAAUGUACAGUGGGUAAAGAAUGUUAUCCUAUCAGUAGAGUUACGAUUACACAGAGUGAGCUUGAGUGCAACACUAAAUGUAUGCCCAAACACGCUUUAUGGUCUUGUUUAGGGCUUCCUCUCACCACAUCAAUUUCUCACUGUUUUAGGGUUCGUACGAAUGUCUGUCCCAUGUCAAUGGGAGUUACAUCCUUGAAUCCUGUGGUAGCCUUUGACUCCUUAAACACUGAUUUAUUGUCAAAGCCUUAUUGUUAUGCUAGAUGUACAGGCUGAAAUGAAAGGCAUUAAGUGCUAGAGCUGCAUACACAAACCAGUCGAAUGUCCUCAUGCCUCCUCUGUAUCACAAAGACACUCUGGAAUCUCCUGAUAAACGGUCCGCUGUGUAAAAGUGUCACAGAAGGUGGCCUAGCUGCUCAAUAAUCCCAACAUCACUAAGAUAGAUGAAUUUAAACCAGGCCAAUGUUGCUGCUGUCUUAAAUGUUUCAGAACGAUAUCACUCUGUAUACUGUACCUUUAAAAUCUGACCUCUUUGAGACCACAGAUGAUAUUUUUGUUUUGUUUUUCUGUUUCUGCUGAAAGUAAAAUCAAGUAUAAAGGUGACUUUUUAAAAAAAAAUAAACUUAAAUAGGAAAAUUAAUCCUCCUUGUUGUUCAACACCGAGCAGGUCUGUACAUCAUAAAAAACGAUGUAAACGCAGCAGUGUUGCGUCGGGUGUUUUUAUUAUUAGAUUUCUUAUGUUGAUUGGGACACGAUAAUGGGGCAGUUUGACAUAGAACAUCUAAUUUGUUUGUUUUCUUAAAACAAACAACAACACUGCUCCUAGGAGGAAACGAAACCAAUCCAACUAAAUCUAAAACUUUCCCUAUCCUUGUAUUUCAUAUUAUUUCCUCCAGCAACCUCUCACUGCUGGUGAUUUUUCUGGCUACUUUUAUUCUGGCAUGCCCAAGCCAACUCUGCAGUGACAUCAUAUACAGGUCAUGUGAUCAUGCAAGAGCACCCAAUGACACGAGUUGCUGUACAGAGAAUGUGCAGCUUGACAAGAGGCUGCAUUAUAGUUGUAUUUUUUUUAAUAUAUAUAUUAUAUAUAUACCUUUGUUCUUUUUAGCUGUGAUGUCUGUCUGAGAUUAAAGGUUGAGAGUCCCACACAAACCUCUCUGGCAUUGUACAGAAAAUCACAGCCAAUCUUCAUUUGUUUUUUUUGCCCACAGUCUCCCCAGGGAAAGGAUAAAAUGCAUUGUAUUAAAUAUGUAAGCUCUUUAUUUACGUUAUUCAGGUUUGAUUACAGAAACUAAUAAAGUAUUCUCUAAAUAAA
Molecule: messenger RNA, 10253 nt
Organism: Xenopus laevis (African clawed frog)
Lineage: Eukaryota; Metazoa; Chordata; Amphibia; Anura; Pipidae
Gene: prrc2c.L
Product: proline-rich coiled-coil 2C L homeolog
Exons: 35
Coding region: 335-8638 (2767 amino acids)
Biological process (GO): hematopoietic progenitor cell differentiation; cell differentiation
Source: RefSeq, a predicted model, not a curated record